AAUAACACUAGUGAGAAACAAUGACCUGUAAGUCACCAAAUGACCUCUUCCCUCCCCAAUAUUGAACACAAACUCACUAACACUAAAGUCUUCAAAUCAACGUCAGUUCAUACCAACACAACCCCCCUCCCACGCGAAAUAAAACGCGGCCCAGCCAUUAAGCUCCUCCACACUCACGACUUCCUCCUUAAAACCCCACCGCACUUCCACAACUACCACGAACUACCCGUUCCCCUAGGACAGCGGCCCCCGGAUCCCCACUUAACCUCCUCCAUCCAACACGCAGCCGUGGCACCAACCCAGUACUACGAAGUGAAGUAUAUUGAACCAACCUUGUUGUCCUGUUUUACGCGCGGCGAUAAGAAAGUGUGCUGCAAGGUCGCCGUGACGGAUACGGGUUCGGGGAUUUUCGUGCGGAGUACGAGGCAGAGGGGCGGGGUGUUCAGAAAGGGCUUUGGCGCUGGGAUGACGGUUGUGGUGGAGCAGAUCUGGGAGGUGAGGUAUGCGGAGGAGAAGGAGUGGGAUGGGUUGGAGUUGGUGGAGAGAGUGAGGGUGGAGGGGCUGGAGUGUUUGACUGGGGGUGUUAGGAAGAAGUAUGAGGCGGGGUGGAGAGAUGUGCACGAGAGCAUUGUGAAGAGGUUGAUGGUGCUGGACUUGGGGAUGUAGAAAAAUAUGGGUUUAGCUGGACACGAUGGGGUUAAUGGGAACACGAAAUAGGAGUUUGACGGGUUUGAGCGCUGUUGCCUUGGAGGUACCUCUUGGGUUAGACUUGUACACUCAAGACAAAAUAAUGCGCAUAUAGUGAUGCGAGUGCAUAUGGGGUGUGAAUUGUUG
Molecule: messenger RNA, 834 nt
Organism: Pseudomassariella vexata
Lineage: Eukaryota; Fungi; Ascomycota; Sordariomycetes; Amphisphaeriales; Pseudomassariaceae
Exons: 1
Coding region: 40-666 (208 amino acids)
Source: RefSeq, a predicted model, not a curated record